CCCUGCCACGUCCCGGCCCCGCCCCGGCGGCGGGCUGAGCGCGCGGGGAGGCGGCGGCGGCGGCGGGCGGCGGCCAUGGCCUUCACCCUGUACUCGCUGCUGCAGGCCGCGCUGCUUGUCGUCAACGCCAUCGCCGUGCUGCACGAGGAGCGCUUCCUCCGCAACGUUGGCUGGGGAACAGAGCAAGGGAUUGGCGGAUUCGGAGAAGAACCAGGAAUUAAAGCACAGCUAAUGAACCUUAUUCGAUCUGUGCGAACAGUCAUGAGGGUGCCAUUAAUAGCCGUGAACUCGAUUACAAUUGUGUUGCUCUUGCUAUUUGGUUGAAGACCAUCUGUUGAAAAUGAGUUUUUGGACAUCUGAAGUGGAGAGGCCACCCCCACCACUAUGAGUUUAUUGGAUUGAAAAUGGCUUAGCUGUCAAACUUGACAUUCAAUUUAAAAUAAUAAAGACACAAUUUCUAUUUAUCUUA
Molecule: messenger RNA, 469 nt
Organism: Dermochelys coriacea (leatherback sea turtle)
Lineage: Eukaryota; Metazoa; Chordata; Testudines; Dermochelyidae
Gene: IER3IP1
Product: immediate early response 3 interacting protein 1
Exons: 3
Coding region: 76-324 (82 amino acids)
Biological process (GO): endoplasmic reticulum to Golgi vesicle-mediated transport
Cellular component (GO): COPII-coated ER to Golgi transport vesicle; endoplasmic reticulum membrane; Golgi membrane
Source: RefSeq, a predicted model, not a curated record